CGGGAGGCAAAAAUCGACUAACAUCCACUCGAUAAUCAGACAAACUGUCCUUUUUUCUUCUAAUUGUGUUUUGUAUUUCGUUAUAUAUUUCACUACAAAAUCUAUACCAUUGAAAGGCGAAUGGUCUUGUUUCCAUCUUCAGUCUCAGCAUCAACUUUCUUGUAGGUUGUUAAACCCUACAGUACCAUAGUUCUACAGAGGCUCAAAAACACCAACAUUCGUCACUCACUUUGGACAACCCAAACAACACACAUCUAAACAAAAUGUCGAAGCGAAAACUACACUCUCUCCCACUGAGUGUCUUAGCACUCCUAGGGGUCGCCUUAGCCGGCGUCUCAGCUUCAGCGUCAGCAUCACCACCAGCCGGCGAGAAGCCAUCCUCACCCUCAUCAUCAGCAACAUCAGACGAAGUGGAACUCAUCUGCCACACCUCCGACCCAGCAGACUGUUACCCCAAAAUCUUCCAACCCACACACGAGUUCCAGAUUGUCCACCCAGACCAAGAUCUUCCCACGGGUCUUCACGUUCGUCUGAACAUCUACACCGGCCAAAAAGAAGCCAAGAUUAAUGUCCCCGACGAAGCUGUCGACCCGUCCCUUGAGGGUCUCCCAGUCGACAACUCCAUUGUGAUCGUCGACCCAGAAGAUUCCUCGGGAUCAGAAAAACAGCAAAGUCAGGGGCAGCCCCUCAAACCGCCCAAAAAUGCCCCCGCCUACGACCCACACGGCAAGAUCAAGGAGCCCAAUAUGGAAACCGCCGAGGCCCAAGAUGAAAGCUCAGCCUUCUACAAGUCCCUAGCCAUCCUCAAGAAGGGUCUGGACAUCGACCAAGCACUCGAUAUGCUUGAGGAGAUUUCCCACGAUAUUUACUACGGGCUUAAGAUCGCCGAGGACUAUGAUACCGUCCGCGAGCUAUUCUGUCUGGCUAACUCGCCAUCCAUCAUCUCUUCUUCUUCAUCAUCAUCAUCCUCCACCUCCCCUUCAUCUGGUUCCACGUCCUCUUCUUCACCAGAGACAACAGAGACAGGAGGACCCUCAGAAAAAGACCUCACCCGGUCCCGCCUAGCAGCUUCAAUCAUUUCAUCUACCGUGCAAAACAACCCCAAAGCUCUGGCGGAAAUCACCAAGCACUGGCCCACGCUUCAACAAGACCACUGCACCAAGUCCAAAUCCUCCAAGGACUCUGGCUCGGAACUUGAACCCCUUCAAAUCUCCGCCUUCCGCCUUCUGCCAUCUCUCCCCUCGUCCGGCUCCCCGUCCGACUCGGAACCCAUUCCCUCAAUCCCUCCCUCCCUAACCAAAGCCCGCAUCUCCGCCAUCUCCGGCCUUUUGAAAUCCCCUUUAAUUCGACAAUCUUUUCUCGCUGCUGGCGGUAUGGACCACCUCCUCCAGGUCCUUCUUUCCGACGCAUCCCAGUCUCAGGGUCAGGGCGCCGCCGAGGAAUGGGAAAACCUCCGUCGUCAAGCCGGCCACUUGAUCCUCGACAACUUUUUAGACGCAGACAUGGGAGCCGUUUUGGGCGAGUGGCCUGGUGCUACUGGGGACGUGCAGGCUAGUGAUAAGGAGUGUGCUAGCCGUGCUGCCAGCCGUGGUGAUGGGGAGAAGGAGGAGGGUCAGGCUGACUGUUGGGAUUGGCACGCCAAGCAGCUUGCGGAUAGGUACAAGAAGGAAGGAAAGGGAGGAGAGGGGCAUUGGAGCUGGGAGUUGUGGAAUAAGUUGAAGGAGCAGAGGAAGAAUGCUUCCAGUAACAAGAAGGAUGAGUUGUGAUGGGAGCCUGGUUGUGGUUUGCAUCAUGGCUGGAGUUAUAUUUUAGUCUCAUUAAAGGGCAUCAUGUAGAAAAAGAGUUCAUACUUGCAUGUUUUGGAGAUACGAUAACACGUCAAUCAACUUGAAGCGACGUAGUCCAAGCAUUGAAGAUCGCUAUCUUACCUCUAAUGUACACAUGCUUCAUUACGAGCACGAAAACGACCUUUCAAAUCGGGACAAGCCGCGCUCAUAUAUUAAUGUAUCAAAUCUAACGUGAUCAAAUUUCUCUUUUCCUGUUUGUACUGAUGAAAGCAAUGAAAUGGGCUACGAGUGAUAUAGGCGCUUUUACUUCCAAGGUCCGACCAAUCGCUGGCCGAACGCAAGCCUUGCGAUGAAUUCCCAGCCAGCAUGCAAAUAGACUUCAUGCGGAAAGGUCGACGACAAAACGCGAUCGUACCCCCAUCUGUCCUUGCUAAACUGACCCUGACGAACUUUAUCCGCCCUACUUUCGUCUCUGGACAUCAAAGCCCGCCAUCCUUGCGACUUUUAUUCCCUGAACCAACAUUGGGGAGAGG
This is a messenger RNA of Neurospora crassa OR74A, 2320 nucleotides long. RefSeq names its product SIL1. The transcript has 2 exons. NCBI's taxonomy places the organism in Eukaryota, Fungi, Ascomycota, Sordariomycetes, Sordariales, Sordariaceae. The coding region runs from base 264 to 1766 and encodes 500 amino acids. The record is from RefSeq and is a predicted model, not a curated record.